Syngnathus typhle (broad-nosed pipefish) is the source of this 1381-nucleotide messenger RNA. RefSeq names its product thioredoxin-related transmembrane protein 1 (gene tmx1). The record is from RefSeq and is a predicted model, not a curated record. The transcript has 8 exons. The coding region runs from base 53 to 985 and encodes 310 amino acids. NCBI's taxonomy places the organism in Eukaryota, Metazoa, Chordata, Actinopteri, Syngnathiformes, Syngnathidae.
GCAUCACAAAGGGAGUCAAUUUUUGGUUAGCUCAGCGGACGAGAGCGCCACCAUGUUUCCCUCGAGUCUGGCUCAAAAACACCCCUCGCCGAUAUGCUAUCUCCUUGUCAGCGUGUGCCUCGCGUCCUUGCCGUUUACCGGGGCCAAGCAAGACAGCCUCCGGGAAGUCACGGACAGCAACUGGGAGGACAUCCUGACCGGAGAGUGGAUGAUUGAAUUCUAUGCACCCUGGUGUCCAGCCUGCCAGCACCUGCAACCGGUGUGGAAGGAGUUUGCUGAAUGGGGGGAGGACAUGGGUGUGAACAUCGCCAAGGUGGACGUGACGGAGCAACCGGGUCUUAGUGGGAGAUUCAUCAUUACGUCACUUCCAACUAUUUACCAUUGCAAAGAUGGCGUCUUCCGCAAAUACCAGGGCGCACGCACCAAGGACGAAUUCCUCAGCUUUGUGGACGAGAAGAAGUGGAGUACGGUGGAGCCGGUCUCCUCCUGGUUCGCUCCCUCGUCUAUUUUAAUGAACUCCAUGUCUGCUCUCUUCAAGCUCUCCAUGUUCAUCCGGCGUUGUCAUAACUACAUGACGGAGCAACUGGGCAUUCCCGUGUGGGGCUCGUACGUCAUCUUUGGCCUGGCCACACUCUUCUCCGGCCUCGCUCUUGGACUGCUGCUGGUGUUUAUCGCCGAUUUUGUCUUCCCGUCUCGACGAUUCUCUCCGGGCUACUAUCAGAAGAAAGAAGCCGGGGACCAGGCGUGGCUCCAACAGCAGCAGGAGGAGGAGGAGCGCGAAGCCGACGGCGAGGAGGAGGACGACGACGACGACGAAGAGGAGGAGGAGGAGAAGGACGACGAGGCGUGGCGGAUGCGACAACGCCUCGCCGCCACCCUCGAGGGCCAGCCCAAGACGGGACACGCCGUUCGGAAGCGGGCAGUGCCCGGACGUAUACAGCAAAAUGAGGAUGAAGAGGAGGAGGAGGAGGAGGAGGACACUUAGAAGGGCAGAGUGGAGCAGCAUGUUGUGUCUUGAGUGGGAGGAACCUCGCGCUUCCAACAACGUUUACAACACGACUCUCUUCCUCCUCCCUUUCCCCCCCCCUCUUCCUCUUCGGGAACAGAACUUGAGCGUUGGGAGGUCCGUGGAGCCGUUGGGAGUUUGCGGUGUUCUUUUAUCAGCUAUGCAUCCUUUUCUUUCUUUUUCUAUUUUAUUAUGUUUUUAAAUAACGGUUUCAUCUGAUGUACAUAGAUGUCAUUUGUCCCUGUAACAAUGUUUGACGAGUGCAGUGUUAGCCAAAGUUAGGCUUGCAAAAUUCUAGGAACUUUUUCAAAGAUGGGAAAUUUUCAUGGAAAGUACCAGGAAUUUAAUUGGGAAUAAAUGAGGACUUUACAGAAA